Phalaenopsis equestris is the source of this 663-nucleotide messenger RNA. RefSeq names its product 12-oxophytodienoate reductase 7-like. Gene Ontology annotation, biological process: oxylipin biosynthetic process; jasmonic acid biosynthetic process. Gene Ontology annotation, cellular component: peroxisome. Lineage: Eukaryota; Viridiplantae; Streptophyta; Magnoliopsida; Asparagales; Orchidaceae. The annotation marks the transcript as partial. The transcript is spliced from 2 exons. Gene Ontology annotation, molecular function: FMN binding; oxidoreductase activity. The record is from RefSeq and is a predicted model, not a curated record.
ACUCUACGUGCAGGUUUCGACGGCGUGGAGAUUCACGGGGCCCACGGUUACCUGAUAGACCAGUUUCUCAAAGACGGCAUCAACGACCGGUCCGACCGUUACGGCGGUCCGCUACAGAACCGUAUCCGGUUCCUCGUCGAACUUGUCCGAUCCGUGACCUCUGCCGUUGGGCCGGGCAGAGUGGGCGUCCGAAUAUCCCCAGCCAUUGACCAUCUCGAGGCCCAUGACUCCGAUCCCCUUUCCCUCGGCCUUGCCGUUGCCAAGAACCUCAAUGCGAUACAGAAUACCGCCGGUGAGAAGCUCGGGGCUGUGGGCGGCGGUGCCGCAGACCUGGUGUCUUAUGGCCGGCUCUUUAUCUCUAACCCGGAUCUGCCGAAGCGGUUUAGGCUGAAUGCCGGUCUGAACCGGUAUGUAAGAUCGACUUUCUACACGCAGGAUCCAGUGGUUGGGUUUACGGACUAUCCUUUCAUGGAAGAAGAACGAGCCCAAUCUCGACUGUGAAAAAAUGACGCUGGAAUGUCAUGAGUGGCGUGCUUCUGGAAUUUUCUAUUUAGCGUUUGGAGUAGAAAUAAUGUUAAUCUGUUGGGCUUCGGGAAUAUUAUUGAGCAAAAAAAAAGAAAAAAAUAAACCAAAAACAUAGCCAUUGAUAUUAUUAUUAGCAUU